This is a messenger RNA of Coccinella septempunctata (seven-spotted ladybird), 942 nucleotides long. RefSeq names its product kallikrein-6-like. The record is from RefSeq and is a predicted model, not a curated record. NCBI's taxonomy places the organism in Eukaryota, Metazoa, Arthropoda, Insecta, Coleoptera, Coccinellidae. Gene Ontology annotation, molecular function: serine-type endopeptidase activity. The coding region runs from base 112 to 921 and encodes 269 amino acids. Gene Ontology annotation, biological process: proteolysis. The transcript is spliced from 5 exons.
UCUAAAUCACGGUGUUACGUAGGAAUCAUUGUUGCAAUUACCAACAUUUUCAUCUAUUAUUCUGCUCUAUUAUCAUCUUCAUGAGCGAAGAACUUAUUGCCCGUUGUGGAAAUGUAUCUUGUGAAGUGCAACGAGAUGCAUAUCGUAUUUUUUGUGUAUUUGUGUUCUUGUGGGGUGUAUUUGUCGCAAGGAGCUCCUCCUGAAAUUAUGGACCGAAUCCUUCAUGGUAGAGACUCAGAUAUAAAGUACCACCCUUAUCAAGUCGCCUUGGUCACUACGAACGGCAAGCACAGAAAAAUUUUGUGUGGAGGAGCCUUGAUCAAACCCAAAAUCGUCUUCACGGCUGCACAUUGCACACACGUAGACGAAAACACGGUAAGGCCAAACUUGACGGUCUUGAUCGGAGCAAAUUCCCUCUUCGAUCCUAAGGGUACUUCACACGAGAUACACAAGGUGCUGAAACAUCCCGAGUUCAAGUUCGACAUGUUCGAUAACGAUUUCUCUGCAGUAAUCCUGAAGAAACCCGCGGUUUACAGCGAUAGGGUUCAACCCAUCAAGAUUUCAGAGGAGGAUCAUCCUGGAGGAAUCAAAGGUGUGGUGUCUGGUUGGGGUUUGACGGAACGGGGAAGACCCUCGGUCAGUUUGAAAUCUGUCAAGUUGGUACUCGAGGACUGGGAUAAGUGCCAAGAUCAUUUCCCAAGACCGGUGCAUCCCAAAAUAACCAAAAAUCACAUUUGCAUCAAACCCAGCGAAAAAACAACGACCUAUGGCGAUUCUGGAAGUCCUUUAGUGGUAGAUGGAAAGCUGGUAGGUUUGGUUUCGUUUGGAAGGAUGGUAGACAGCAAAAGAAAAGCCACAGUUUUUACGAGGGUUAAGAGUUAUUCAGAUUUCGUAAGAGAUGGGGUUGAUAAGUAUUUUUAGAAAUAAAUUGGUGUAAUUUUU